CCUCCUACUUUUUUCUUGCAGGCUACGCUCAUGGCUUCUGGGUAGAUGCGGCUAGGAACCUACCCAGAUUUCGCGGGACGCGAGUCGUGAAAAUUUUAACAUCCCGCACAGCCUGGUUGCUGCAUUUCGGAAAAAAUCCCUAGUUAGUUCAGGAAUUUCACGAUGCCUCUUUUCCUAUCGGAGGAGGAGCUGCAGGCCUUUCAGGGCGAUGUCAGGGCCGUUGCGCGGAAGGCGGAGGAGCAGCUAGCGUCGCUUCUCCGCCAGCUCGAGACGCACAAGGCGCAGGCGGAUGCGGCGGAGAUCAACGCGGAGCAAACCUGCUCGCUGAUAGAGCAGAAGUACCUGGCGGUGACGGACGAGAACGCGCAGCUCGAGCGCGACAAGGGAUUUCUCACCGCGGAUCUCGACCAGAAGGCGGCGGAGCUCGCGGAGAUUAAAGCGCAGGUCCAUCGCCUGCAGUUGGAAGCGAUUCAGGGGGAUGGCGAGCGGGAGCGGCUGAAAGCGGAGCUGGCGGAGGCGCAGACGAGUCGGCGGGACAUCGUGGACGUGAUCGAGCGGAAGAACCUCGAGAUCGACGAGAAGAACGCGUCGCUCAAGUCGUACCUCGACAAGAUCGUCGCCCUGACUGAUUCGCGGACCGAGUUGGAGGGUCGGCUGAGGACGGCUGAGGCAGAGGCGUCCCGCUGCAAGGCCGCCGUCACCCGCCAUGUGCAGGAGAAGGAGAUUCUGGAGCAGCACCUGGCGUGGCUGCGCGAGGACGUGGCGGCGAAGGCGAGCUUGCUGCACGAGGAGCGGCGUGCGAGGGCGGAGGGCGAGGCGGACCUGCGCAGCAAGCUGCUGGCCGCGGAGCACGAGAGGGACGACCUGCGCGCUGCCGAGGGUCGGGCCAAGGCACGGGUUGCGGAGCUGCAAGGGAUGGUCGCUCAGCUGCAACAGGAGCUGAAGAAGCGCGCAGAGGAGGAGGCGCUUCACGAGAGCCAGCUAGCUGCUGAACUGGACACUGCCAAGAAGCUGGUGGAGCUGUACAAGGAGAGUGCAGCGGAGGCGGGGGAAAAGGCUGCGGACCUCAAGGGCGUCGUCAAGUCGCUUGAGAACCACCUGAAGCAAGUGGAGGAGGAGGGGGAGAGGCGGGUCAAGGCAGCGGAGGAGGCGGCGGGGAAGCAACAGCAGGAGGUGCAGCGGCGGUGUGAGGCGUUGCAGAAGAGCCUCGAGGAGGCUAACAGGAAGGCCGCUGCUGCCAGCGAGGUUGCCGCUGAAGCUGCUGCUGCAGGUGCCGGGGGCUUGGAGCUCGUGCCUGCUCCUCCUGCUGCUGCCGGCCCCAUCCAACCCUUGGACAGGCAGCUGGCGGCGGUCCUGCAUGGGGGAGGCAGUGUGCCGCCAUCCUUGCCGCAGGCCGUGACCGGAGUGGCUCUCGCCUCCUAUCUCGUCAAGGACGGCUGGACGCUGGCGACCAUGUAUGAGAAGUACGAGGAGGCAGCAGAUGCAUGGCGGCAUGAGAGGCAGCAGCGGCGCCAGGCAGAGACCCUGCUCAACCGGGUGCUGAGGGAGAUUGAGCAGAAGGCGGGCGUGGUGAUGGAGGAGAGGCAGGAGCACGCACGCAUGGCACACGCCUACGAUGUCAUGCAGGACAAGCUCGCCCUGGCGGCGGACCAGCAGGCUGCCGUUGAGGCGUCUCUCGCUGAGUGCCGGGCGGAGCUGCGGGCGAGGGAGAGGGACGUGAGCCUGCUGUCCACAGACGUGGCUGAUCUGCAGAGCCAGGUGACUGUCCUGCUGAAGGAAUUACGGGACGUGACUAUGCAGCGUGCUAAUAACGAAGCUGCUGCUCCACCCACCCCGCCGCGACCCUCUUCGGCCGAUUUCGUUUCCGUGGAACAGCUGACCAUCACGGACAUCGAGGGCCUGGUGCAUGCAAACACAACUCUCCGCCACUCCCUGCGGCAGCUGCAGGACGACUAUAACACCCUGGAGCCCCGACUCAAGGCGCGGUUUGAGGAAGAGUUGGAGAGUCGGGCAGCAGCGAACGCCAAGGAGGUGGAGCGGGCGGUGGGCAUGUUCCGCGAGCAGGAGGAGCUGGCGCAGCGGCACAAGGCCGCUCACGACAUGUUCAAGCUCCUCUACGACGAGCAGCAGCAGCGCGUGCGUGCUGGUGCUGGCUCUCCGGCACCCAAGGGAGCACCUUCUGCUGACGCCAUGCCCAUGCUGUCCUCCCCACCUCCUGAUGGCCCUGACUACAAGACCCUCUAUACAGCAGCACAGGAGGAGCUGGAGCGGCUGCGCAAGGACCGCAAGCAGCACAUGGACGAGCUUCAAGAAGCACUGGAUGCUGCCAGGAAGGUGGCGAGUGAGUCGCGCAUGGAGCGCAUUCGAGCCGAGGCAGAGGCGCAGUUCGCCAAGCAGCAGGCACAGGCGCUGGAGAAGACUCUGGAGGAGGAGCACAAGGUGAAGGACGCAGCGGUGGCGCGCAGCAGCGAGUUUGCGGCGUCAGUGACGGGGCAUCAGAGGCAGCUGCGAGACGCUGAGAGGCUGCUGGCUGCUGCAGAGGAGAAGGCCACGCGUGCUGCCAUUGAGGCGUCGGUGCUGGAGCGUGAGAAGGCGCUGCUGGCAACAGCAGAGGCGAGGGCAGCAGCGGAGGCGGGGAGUGCGCUGGAGCGGAUGCACCGGCUGCAGGCGGCGCAUGACUCGCUGGAGAGUACCCAGGCCGCCAGGGAGGCCACGUGGGCCGCUGAGAGGAAGCGGCUGGAAGACUCCGUUGACCGCAUGCAGCGCGAAUGGACUGAGGCCAGCCGCGCCCUGGAGGCAGAGCGCGACCACUCGCGCCAGCUGGUAGAGGCCAGGGACCGAGCGGCUGCCGAUGCGGAGGCAAAGCUGAGUGCCGCAUGGAAGGAGGUGGAGCAGGUGAAGGGGCAGCUGAGUGCCGCCACCACCAAGGCCAAGACCGCUGAGGCGCGCUGUGAGGAGCUGCAGGCGAGCGUCAAGCGCAUGGAGACGGUGGCUGCUGCUGCUGUUGCCGGUGGCGGGGGUGGGGUGGGAGGUGGGAGGGGGUUGCGAUCGCCGUCAGUUAAGGUGGCGGCUGGAGCUGCUGCUGCUGCGGCUGCUGUUGCGGGUGGUGGUGAAGAUGCUGCGGCACCUGGUGCAGCUGGUGAUGCUGCUGGUGCUCCUGGUGCUGCUGCUGAUGGUGCUGGCAAGGAGGGAGAGGCAGUGGAGGGGGAGGAGGUGGAGGAGCGGCUUCAGAGGGCGGAGGAGGAGGUGCAGCGGCUCAAGGAGGAGCUGGAGGCGUCUCAGGGAUACCUGGCGCAGUACAAGGCGAUUGGGAAGGCGAACGAGGAGGCGCUAGAGCGCAUGAUGCAGCAGCACAGCGCGUUGAAGGAGGAGGCGGAGAAGGAGCGGGCGGCAGCGGCAGCAGCAGCGGAGGAGCUGAGAGUGAAGCUGAGGGAGGCGGAGAAGGGGGCGGCGGAUGCGGCUGCUGCUGCGGCGGGGCUCAUGGUGGAGCAUGAGAAGGCGUUUGCGGACGUCAGCAGGAAGCUGGACGCCGCUGCGGUGGAGAGAGACGCCUUCAGGUCGCGGGUGGAGGAGAUCGAGUGGCGCGUGGAGUCAGAGGCCAAGGAGGCGUCGGAGAUGCGGCAGAAGUGGAGGGAGGCACAGACUAACUACGAGCGGCAGGUGGUCCUGCAAGCAGACACCAUUCGCCAGCUGGACAGCGUGAGUCAGUCGCUCAACGCCGCCCAGGCGGGGCAGAGGGAGUGGCGCAGCAAGGCCGUGAGGGCUGAGGCGGAGCUGGCGUCCCUGCGGGCCGAGUGGGAGACAGUCAAGGGCGGGCUGGAGGUCGCACGUGCUGCUGCUGAGAGCAAGGCGAAGGAGGUGGAGGGGCAGAACGCGAUUCUGCUGGACCGGCUUGAGGCGCUGCGAGUGACUACGCCGUCCAAGGGCGGAGCUGGAGUGGCCUCGCCGCCGGGUGGUGGUAGGAGAGUGGGGGUUGGCGCUUCCCCGUCCCCGGCUAAGGCGCCUGGGGCAGCACCAGGAGGGACGGGAGAGGCGGGUGGAGGAGUGGGUGCAGGCGUGGGAGCAGCAGCAGCAGCAGGUGAAGGGGAGGAGGGAGAAGGAGAAGCAGGAGUGGGUGGAGUGGGUGAAGGAGUGGGGGAAGAUGCAGGGCUGGCUGAACUGCAGGAGGUGGUGCGCUUCCUGCGGCGGUCCAAGGAAGCUUCCGAGAUGGAGCUGGCCCUGCUGAAGCAGGAGCGGCUGCGGCUGACCAAGCAGGUGGAGGCGGCAGAGAGGGAGGCGCAAGAGGCUCAGCAGCAGCUCAGGGACGAGCGGACAAAAGGCGCUGCCACGGCCCAAUCCGAAGGCGAGUUCGCGGCGCUUAAAGCCCAGGUCGCACAGGUGAAUCUGUUAAGGGAGAGUAACGCCAUGCUGAGGGACGAGAACCAGAGGAACUUUGCGGAUGCGAGCGAGUGGCGGGAGAAAGCGCGGGAGGCGCAGCAGCAGGUGGGGCCGCUGCAGGCCGCGGUGCAGAGGAGGGAGGCGGAGGUGGCGGCGGGGAGGAGGGAGGUGGAGGCGGCGCGGGAGGAGGCCGGCCGGUGGCAGCGGCGCGUGCAGCAGCUGCUGGAGAAGUACAAAGCGAUCGAUGUGGAGGAGUAUCAGCGGCUGCAGGACGCGCUGCAGGUCAAAGAGAAGCGGGUGGAGCAGCUAGAGCAGGAGCUCUCAGAAGCAAGGGCUGCCCUGGCAGCAGCAAAGGCGGCUGCAGAGGCUGCAGAAAAGGACAAGGAGGUCGAGAAGAAGCGGGCAGCUGCUGAGCUGGCGAAGCUGGAGGCGCAGCGGGCGGCACUGGGUGCAGAGAAGGAGAAGGUGGAGAAGGAGCGGUCGGCAGGUGUGGAGGAGCUGAAGAAGCAGCUGGAAGUGGCAAAAGAAAAUGAGGCGAAGCACAAGACGGAGUUUGGGAAGCUGAGGAACACCGCCAUCAAGUUCAAGCGCACCAGCGAGCAGCUGGCAAAGGAGAAGGGGGAGCUGAAACAGGCCAAGGAGCAGCAGAGCAAGGAGGCAGAGGAGGCGAAGAAGAAGGCAGCAGAAGCGGAAAAGCGGGUUGGGGAUCUCGAGAAAAGACUCCAGGAGCAGACUGCAGCGGCUGCUGCAGCAGUUAAGAAGGCGGAGGAGGGGAGGAGUGCAGCAGAGGCAGCCACUGGGAAGCAGCAGGCGGCUGUGUCUGCAGCAGCCGAGGCAGCAGCAUCGGGACGGAGGGAGUCUGAGGGCAUUCUGAACUCCAGGAUUCAGCUGCUGCAGAGGCAGCUGGCAGCGGAGAAGGAGAGGCGGACCAAGAACCUCAAGAGCAUCGUGGACUCUUUCCAGAGGGCCAAGGAGAGCUAUGAUACCAUUUCAGUAAGGGUGGUGGCUGUAGAGGACUGGAUCAAGCAGCAACGCCAGGAGAAGGGUCCAGGCUUUGUGGAGCCUGCAGUGGUAUCAGAGCUGAGAGCAGCCUCUCAGGAGUAUGAUGCUGUGUUCGGUGCCAUGCAGAAGACAGCGCAGGCUGGGGGCGUUGUGCCUCCAGCUAUUCCUGCUGCUGCUGCUGCUGCUGCUGCUCCCUCUGCUGCCCCUCCUCCUGCUGCUGCUGCUCCUUUUGCGGCUGCUGCUUCUGCUGCUGCUCCUACCACUGCUCCUGCAGCUGCUGUUGCUCCUGUCGCGGCUACUCCUGCUGCUGCGGUUUCAGUUGUGCCCGCUGCUGCUCCUGCUGCCGCUGCUCCAGCCCUUGCUGUCCCUGUUGCUGCUGGUGCUGCUCUUUCUGCAGCCGCAGCAGUAUUUGCACCAGCUGUGGGCGCCCCAGCUCUCCUCCCCACACCGCCUCUUCUUCCAACUCCUGCCCUUGCUGCGGCUCCGGCUGUUUCUGCAGCCCCAGCUGUUUCUGCAGCCACCCUAGGUGCUGAGGCGAAGGUUGCAGGAGGGGAGAAGGCGGGAGGAGCAAUGGAGGUGGAAAGGGCAGCUGGUGGGGUGGGUGGGUUUGAGGAGAAGGGGAAGAGGAAGAGAGAGGCAGAGGAAGUUGCGAUGAAGGAGGAGGCCAGUGAGGAGGGGGAGGUGAAGGGCUUGGCUGAGAAGAAAGCUAGGCCUCUGCAGCCCACCCCUGUGGCUGCUGCUGCUCUUGCUGCCGGUACCACGGCUGCUGCUCCUGCCACUGGUGCUGCUGCCGCCACUGCCACCACCACUAGUGCUACCACCACCACUAGUGCUGCCACCACUGCUGCAACUACCACUAGUGUUGCUGGUGUGCCCCCCACGUCCCCACUCCGUGCUGCUGCUGCACCUCGCUUUGCCAGCGACCCCAGCAAGCUGCGUGCCAUGCUCAUGCAGUCGAUGGCCCGGGCCAAGGCCGCUGCCCCUGCUCUACCUACAGCUUCAGCUGCCCCUAGUGCUGCUGCUCCUGCUGCUCCUGCUGCUCCUGCCGCUGCUGCUGCACUGCCAGCAGCUGUUUCAGCAGCUGCGACUCCUGCUGCUGCUCCUGCUGCUGCUCCUGCUGCUGCUCCUGCUGCUGCAACUGCUCCUGGUGUAGUUGCUGUUUCUCCUCUCCCUCUGACUCCAGUGGCUGCGGAGGCGGAGGGAGAGGGGGAAGGCGGGGAGGAAGGCGAGGAGGGUGGGGAUGGGGGAGAAGGAGCAGGAGGCUCUGCUGGUCGAGGGGGGGGGAGGGUAGGUGCAGGCAGGGGAGGGCGGGCUGUGAAGCACAGGCGGAUCAUGCGGCCCUCUUUCGGGGGGACAGCAGGAGGAGCAACGACGGGAGCAAGUGCACCUGUGGCACAGGAUACGCCAGCCACAUCUAUAGCACCAGCUGUAGCACCGGCUGUAGCAGCAUCCCCUGCAGCACCGACCACGGCGGGCCUGGCAGCAGCUACUGUGACAACUGGAGCUCCUGCAGCCUUGCCAGCUGUUGCCACUGGAGCUGUUGCUCCUGCUGCUGCUGCUCCCCCUCCUCCACCUGCUGGUGCUGCCGCUUCUGCCACCCCUGCAGCUCCUGCUGCUGCUGCUGCACCUGCAGCGCCAACCGCUGUUGCAGCAGUACCUGCUGAACCUGCAGGCGAGGCAGUGGCUGCUGCUAUGGAGGUUGAGAGCGGGGUGCCAGAGCAGGGGGCAGCAGGGUCUGGUGAAACAGGCCAAGCUGGUCAAGGGAUGGGGGUAUUGGACCAGGCAGGUGACGCAGCAGCAGGAGAAGCAGCAGAGAAGGAGCACCAGGGAGAGCAGGGAGCAAUUAUGGAGGUGGAGGAUGGGCAGGUGGGUGGGGCAGGGAUGGGGGACGAGGGGCAGGGGCAGCAGGAAGGAGCAGCUGAAGUCGCAGCAGCAGAGGGUGGAACGGGUAGUGCAGGUCCUGAUGAACUAGCUGCCCCUGGUCCUGAUGCUGCUGGUGCUGCUGGUGCUGGUGUAGUGGCUGGAGCCAGUGAAGCUGCUGCUGCUGUUCUCGCCACUCCUCCCCGCUCACCAACCCCUCCAUUGACCCCAACAGGAGCAGGUGACUCUGCCUCACUGCUGCCUGGGGAAGGGGCGCCCGGGGAAGAUGCACCUGCGGUAGGGGAUGCAGGCGCAAGUGGCGAAACCACAGGGGCAGGGGAGGGAGGUGGGUUGGUACCAGGGGAUGCAGGUGGGGCAGCAGGGGCAGCAGAGGCAGCAGAGGUGCCUGAGAUUCACGUGGAGGGUCUUGGGGAGGACGAGGAAGGGGGGGAGCACGGAAUGGGGGAUGGUGGUGAGGAGGGGUAUGAGGUCAUGGGAGAUGGAGCAGAGGGGGAGGAGGAGGGUGGGCAUGAGGAUUAUGAGGGGGAGGGUAUGUUCGAUGGGGAAGGGGAAGGGGAGGGGGGAGGGGAGGGGGGAGCGGGGGAUGAGCAGGAUAUGGCGGAUGUGGGGGAGGAGGGGGGUUUGGAGAUGGAGGGUGGGGAGGAGGAGGGUAAAGCAGGGGAUGCAGUGCAGGAGGCUGGUGGACUUGUGGGUUCCGGUCCUAUUGCUGCAGGAGGAGGAGGAGGAGGAGGAGGAGCAGCAGCAGAGGCAGGUGGAGGGGCUCCAGCACCUGCUGCAGCACCUGAAGGCACACCUGAGAGUCUGACACCUGCUGUUGAUCCUGAGGAUGGCUCUGCUGCUGUGCCUGGCACCCCUGCUUCGCCUGCUGUAGCUGCUACAACUGGCUCUGCAGAUGUUCCUGCUGCCUCUGCUGCCUCUGCUGGUACUGCUGGUGCUGCUGCAGUGGAGGGGGCAGCACUGCCGCAUCAGCCAACGGGGAUGGCAAUGCGAACCCGGAGGUCCACAGCCGGGCUGCGAGGCAGGGCAGCAGCGGCAGCAGCGGGUCGCGGUGCGGGUGGAAGCGCAGGUGGUGGGGAUGCACAGGCAGGGGGGGAGGCGGGUGAAGGGGGUGCGGCGGCUGGAGGGGAGGCGGCGACGAGAGCAGCAGCCCGACAGGCGCGGUUCGGCUCUGCGAUUUCUCCGCGCCGCGGCCGAAGCACCAGGGGCCGAGGGACACGAGUGAUCAGCCUGGUGCAGACAGGAGGACGGGGCGUGGCCAGCCCACGCGGGCGCGGUCGGGGCAGGGGCGCGUCAGGGGGGUCUCCGUCUGCUCCACCUGGGGCAGGUGGUGCUGCUGGAGGAGCCGGACCUGCUUAAGUGGGUAGAUAACUCGGGCUAUUAAUUGAUUGUGCUUUUAUGUGAAAGGAAUUUCGACUAAAAUGAGGAGGUAACAUUAUUCAUUUUUGCCGAGCCGCUUGUUAUCGAGAACUGCGAGCUUCCCUUACAGAACCACCUCCCACCUGUCGUUCGGUCUCGUCGCAGCGUC
Closterium sp. NIES-67 is the source of this 8785-nucleotide messenger RNA. Lineage: Eukaryota; Viridiplantae; Streptophyta; Zygnematophyceae; Desmidiales; Closteriaceae. The record is from the annotation of a GenBank genome assembly.